AUGGACGAUCCAAAUAGGAUGAUGGCGCAUAGCGGCGGGCUUAUGGGGCCGCAGGGCUACGGCCUGCCUGGCGGCGAGGGAACUCCGUCCGCAGGCGAAGGCGAAGCCCGCAAGCAAGACAUUGGAGAAAUAUUGCAACAGAUCAUGAAUAUUACAGAUCAGAGUCUCGAUGAAGCGCAAGCGAGAAAACACACUCUCAACUGUCACAGAAUGAAGCCUGCCCUAUUUUCAGUGUUGUGUGAAAUCAAAGAGAAAACAGUGCUGUCCCUCCGCAACACGCAAGAGGAGGAGCCCCCAGAUCCUCAGCUGAUGCGCUUGGACAAUAUGCUCAUAGCCGAGGGGGUUGCUGGCCCUGAAAAGGGUGGUGGUGCGGGCGCUGCAGCUUCGGCCUCAGCUGCUGCUGGUGAAUGGGACAAUGCGAUCGAGCACUCUGACUACCGUGCGAAGCUGGCACAGAUCCGCCAGAUCUACCACCAGGAGCUGGACAAGUAUGAGAAUGCUUGCAAUGAGUUCACCACCCAUGUGAUGAACUUACUGCGCGAGCAGAGCCGCACCAGACCUAUUACGCCUAAGGAAAUUGAGCGCAUGGUGCAGAUCAUCCACAAGAAGUUCAGCUCCAUCCAGAUGCAACUGAAGCAGUCCACCUGUGAGGCCGUGAUGAUACUGCGCUCACGUUUCCUGGACGCGCGUCGCAAGCGCCGCAACUUCAGCAAGCAAGCGUCGGAGAUCCUCAACGAGUAUUUCUACUCGCACCUGUCCAACCCUUACCCCAGCGAGGAGGCGAAAGAGGAGCUGGCGCGGAAGUGCGGCAUUACCGUGUCCCAGGUGUCGAAUUGGUUCGGUAACAAGCGCAUUCGUUACAAGAAGAAUAUCGGCAAGGCGCAGGAGGAGGCUAACUUGUACGCCGCUAAGAAAGCUGCCGACUUGCCUUGGGUUGGCGCGGGGCGCGAUGCUAGCUCACCGCCCGCCAGAGCUUCGGCAUAUUACACUGCAGGCGCGUCGCCGUACUCGAUGGGCGCGGCGUCCGGCACGGCCACGCCGAUGAUGUCGCCGGCGCCGACGCAGGACUCCAUGGGCUACUCGCUGCCAGCGCCGGGCUACGACCAGCCGCAACCCAGCUACGACGGCUCCAUGGGCUACGACCCCAUGCACCAGGACCUGUCGCCGUAG
This is a messenger RNA of Spodoptera littoralis (African cotton leafworm), 1170 nucleotides long. NCBI's taxonomy places the organism in Eukaryota, Metazoa, Arthropoda, Insecta, Lepidoptera, Noctuidae. The record is from the annotation of a GenBank genome assembly.